This is a messenger RNA of Drosophila subobscura, 679 nucleotides long. It is a transcript of the gene DCTN5-p25, whose product is annotated as dynactin subunit 5. The transcript is spliced from 3 exons. Bases 86 to 655 code for a protein of 189 amino acids. NCBI's taxonomy places the organism in Eukaryota, Metazoa, Arthropoda, Insecta, Diptera, Drosophilidae. The record is from RefSeq and is a predicted model, not a curated record.
CCGCGGUCACACUGCCUAGUUGGCAAGUGCAACAACAAAUUGACAAAACAAAUUUUAAGAAAAAACUUAAUAAAACAACGAAAGAAUGGAAAUAGCGGAUACGUACUACAGCAAAGAUGAAUACGUGGAGACGGCGUCUGGCAACAAAGUGAGCCGCCACACAGUGCUCUGCGGAUCUCAGAAUAUUGUGCUGAAUGGCAAGGUGAUUGUUCAGAGUGGCGCCAUCAUUCGUGGCGACUUGGCCAAUGUGCGCGCGGGCCGCUAUUGCGUGAUUAGCAAGGAUUCCGUGAUCCGACCUCCGUACAAGCAGUUCAGCAAAGGCAUAGCAUUCUUCCCCAUGCAUAUUGGGGAUCAUGUGUUUGUGGGCGAGGGCGCUGUGGUGUCUGCGGCCUCCGUUGGCUCAUGCGUUUAUAUAGGCAAGAAUGCGAUUAUUGGUCGUCGCUGUGUUAUCAAAGACUGUUGCAUCAUUGAGGAUGGGGCGGUGCUGCCGCCGGAGACGACUGUGUCCAGCUACAUGCGGUACACGGCCAAGGGCACCAUUGAGGGCGGUCAGGGAAAUCCCUACUUUGUGCCCGCCGCCAUGCAGGACGAGAUGAUCAAAUAUACAAAAGCAUUCUAUGAGCAUUUCGUGAGGACACCAGCACCAGCCAGCUGAAGGGGGGAUCAAUGAGAGAUUUGU